This is a messenger RNA of Rotaria sordida, 3129 nucleotides long. Lineage: Eukaryota; Metazoa; Rotifera; Eurotatoria; Philodinida; Philodinidae. The record is from the annotation of a GenBank genome assembly.
AUGUCUCGGAUCAUUGGUGAACAAAUACAACAUAUUAAGAAGACGGUUGAACAAUUACAUAUUCGGGAGUCAAAUGAUAGUCCUGUUGGUACAUUAACUCGACAAUAUGGUUUCAUGAAAUUCAAUGAUGAUGAACUUGAUGAAACUACUCGUCUUUCACAAUAUAUUCGUUUAGCUCUUGUUACAGAUGCUGAAACAGUUGUUAAAUUUAUGAAGGAUGCUUGGCGUUUACGUACACCUGAUCUAAUUAUUUCAAUAGCUGGUGGUGCUACACGUUUUGAUCUUUCAGCGCGUCUUAAAAAAGCUUUUCAACUUGGUUUAGUUUCAGCUGCUGCAACUACAAAUGCAUGGAUCAUUACUGCUGGAAAAAAUACAGGUGUCGUCAAAGUAGUUGGUGAAGCUCUUAGUAAAUAUCGUUAUAAGCAUCAAAAAGAUGGCAUUGAUAUCCCGUGUAUUGGUAUUGCUAGUUGGGGUUAUACAGCAGGUAAAGACCAACUUGAUCGAUCAAUGUCAAUAAAAAGUAAUUAUGGUAAUAUAAUUGAUGCAAAUGGGACAAAUAUUUCAUCAAAAAAAUAUCAACAUAAUAUAGCUAUUGACGCUAUUCAUAUGACCGGAGAUGCAGUCUAUGCUAUACAAACAUAUGUUGUUAAAGAGAAAGCAGAAAAUACAUGCGAUUUAGAACCAAAUCAUACACAUUUUUUAUUGUUUGAUGAUGGUACAUCAAAAGCAGAACAUGUUCUUUCAUUACGAGCCGGUAUUGAAAUGUAUUCAAGACGUAUAAAUACAGAAGAAACAAUAGAAGGAGCUGUACAUACACUUAUACCUGUUGUCAUGGUUCUAUUUGAAGGUGGUCGAUCAUCAAUUCAAACUCUAUGUGAAGCACUUGAUUCAAAUACUCCAGUUGUAGUUGUUAAAGAAUCUGGUCGUGCUGCUGAUCUAGUAGCUGAUUUACAUGCAUGUUUUUCAAAAAAUGAUAUCGGUUAUACAUGUGAUUAUGAUAAUGAGAAUGUUCAGAAUUCAUCUCGAGUGAAUUUUGCUAAAACUGAUUUACAUAUAGCUGAAAUUGAUGUAAUAUUUGCAAAAGCGCGUCUACACAGUCCAUGGGUUGAUAGUGUUAAAGAUGAUUUAUGUCGAAUAUUAAAUAAGUGUCAUCACCUUGUAACUAUAUUUAAUUUUGACAGUGAACAAUAUCAUGGAAAAUUAGAAGAAUCUAUACUUGAAGCUGUAUUUAAUGCUGCAAAAAUAUCUCAUGAAUCAAAUGAACAACAUCGAUCUGCGGCUGAAUUGAAAUUAGCAUUAGAUGAAGACCUUCGUCAAGCUUUACUCGAUGCUUUUCGUCGUGGAUAUGUCGAUUUUAUUGAACUCUUUAUUGAAUAUGGAAUAACUCUUGAAAAAUUAACUAUUAAAGAUCUUGAAUAUUUAUAUACAAGUGCAUCUGUAGAUAAAGCGUUACCAUUAAGACAGAUUGGAUAUACUGCAUUGACACGAGAUAAAUUUUAUACAUACAAUGACAAAAAUGUACCAUUGGAAAAUUAUGCUGUACGUGAGCUAUUUUUCUGGGCUAUAUUUCUUGAUCGAUUUGAUCUUGUAUUAUAUCUCUGUUCAAAAACAUGGAAUCAAUCGGUUGCUCCAUUAUUUGGUGCACGAAUCUAUCGAAGUGCAGCGGCGAUGACACUUGAUUCUGAAACUAAGGAGCAAUAUGAAAAAAAUGCUACUAAACUUGAUAAAUAUGCUGCAUCGAUUAUUGAUCGAUGUUUUGAGAUUGAUAGAGAUUUUGCAUUUAAUAUUCUAACACGACCUGCUGAUGCGUUUUAUAAUAUAUAUCCGUUGAAAUUAGCAUUACAAGCAAAUUGUCGAGCAUUUCUUGGUUCAAAAUGUGUACAAAAAUAUCUUGAUAAUGAAUGGUUUGGAAAUAUUAAUUACAAACGACAAAAUAUUCAUAUACGACUCUUCCUUUGUACCAUUUGUAUUCCGUUGUUACCGUUUUUUUGUGGUACUUUACCUUAUUUACAUCGACGUCAACCGUUCAAUCCAAAUUCUACUAUUCGUUCCAAGAAUCCCAAUUCUGAUCCAAAUCCUACCAAUACAACUAAUAUCCAAUGGUCUGAAAAAAUUAUUUAUUUUUAUAAAGCACCAAUUGUUAGAUUUUAUUAUAAUCUUAUUUUUUUUUUCAUUUUUCUUGGAUUAUUCAGUUAUGUUCUUCUCGUUGAUUAUUUUCCUUUAAAUACCUAUCAUGGACAUCAUUCAAGUACAAAAGAUUUACCAUUACCAAUUAUAGAAAUUUGUCUUCAUAUUUGUGUAUGGGGAAUCAUUAUUGAAGAAAUUCGUCAAUUUUUUUCAAUUCAUUCAUAUGUUGAAUAUUUGGCUGAUAUAUCAAAUAUAAUUGAUAUUACUGCUAUUAUUUUAUAUCUGUUUGGUUUUAUGACAAGAUUUAUAGUUAUCGAAACAUUUUUUAUGAUUUCCAAAAUUACUUUUGGUCUUGAUCUUAUUCUUUGGUAUAUAAGAAUACUUCAUUUAUUCGCUGCUUAUGAACGAUUGGGACCAAAAUUAAUUAUGAUAUUUAAUACGAUGAAAGAUUUACUUUUCUUCGUAUUGACAUGGAUUUAUGACAAUAAUGGAAAAUUAUUGAAUAUAACAAUAGUCGAUAAUGAUUCACAUACAUGGGAUUGGAAAUUAUUACGAGAUAUGACGAAUUAUGGUGUUUGGAAAGUUUUUGGACAAGUUGAACCGAUCGAAAGUGACAAUUCAUAUUCAGCAGUCGCAUUUGUCUUAGCCAUUCUAUUUGUUACAAUAUCUAAUGUGCUUCUUCUUAAUGUACUUGUUGCUUUAUUCAAUGUUACUAUUCAAAAUGUUCAAGAUCAAUCACGUAAUUUAUGUUUAUUUCCACCUCCAUUUAAUACAUGUUUUUGUCUUGUUGCCACUGUAAUACAUUUUAUUACACGUCAUCAAGAACGAUAUCGAACUCAUCAAUCUAUUAGCGACGAAAAACAGUCGAUUGAUAUUGUUAGAGUAGUAAAUAACUCAUCUGAUCAACAAUUCAAAAUUACUGAUUUAAUGAAACGUGAGAGUGCAAUAGCUGAAGACUUUUGGAGUGAUUUAUUGAAACAAAUUGAAGAACAAAAGAAAUGA